This is a messenger RNA of Aspergillus wentii DTO 134E9, 930 nucleotides long. RefSeq lists its product as uncharacterized. The coding region runs from base 271 to 927 and encodes 218 amino acids. Lineage: Eukaryota; Fungi; Ascomycota; Eurotiomycetes; Eurotiales; Aspergillaceae. The transcript has 2 exons. The record is from RefSeq and is a predicted model, not a curated record.
AGUGUAUAUAUAGAGUUUACUCUGUGAGAGCUUUUUUAGGUAAGUAAAUUAACCCUGAAGUCCACACUUCCCUCUCUAUCCCUCCCCUACCAUACCUUUGAGAGGGCCUUGGUCGAUUUCCUUGACGUUGCAUCGCAAUACUCCCGCUCAGUCUUCUAAAUCACAUUGUGCGUAGUUACUAUCAACUAGUGGCGAGGAUAGUCUAAUUAAUCCCUCAUCUUUAAUAACACAAACCCAAAAAGCUAUAGCAAAUACUGAUUUAUGCUAAAGAUGAUGGCCAAGGGGAAGAUGAUGGCCAAGGGGAAGAUGAAGGCGAUUAUGAUGGAGAUAAUGCAGAUGAAAGAGAUGGUGGAGAUCGAGAUGACCAGCCUGAUGAUGAACCUGAUGAUAACAAUGAGGAUGAAGAUGAGGAUAAUAAGGACGAAGAGGAUGAUGACGGUGGUGGAGAUCAAGAUAAUAAAGAAGAUGAUCAAGACCCAGACCAAGAUGAGAAUCAAGGGGAUGAUCAGGAAGAAGGUCAAGACAAUGAUCAAGAUAAUGACCAAGACGAUGACCAAGAUGUUAAGCCUGGUGAUGAGGGUUAUGAGCAGGACCAGGACAAUAGUAAGGACAAUGAGGAAGAUGAUGGCGAAGAUGAUGGCGAAGAUGAUGGCGAAGAUGAUGGCGAAGAUGAUGGCGAAGAUGAUGGCGAAGAUGGUGACCCUGAGGAUGAGAAUGAUAUUGAUAAUAAGGACAAUGAGGAGGACAAUGAGGAAGAUAAUGAUGCAGCCAAUAAGUAUAAUGAACAAAACAACAAGGAAGAUAAUAAUGAGGAACAGGAAGAAGAAGAGGAAGAGGAAGACGAAGAGGGAGAAGAACAAGAAGGAAAGGGGGCUAUUAGCCAAGGGAAGGGUAAUGAGAAGAAUCAAUAAGAACCCAAAGCACUAAAAG